Messenger RNA from Recurvomyces mirabilis, 1155 nucleotides. RefSeq lists its product as uncharacterized. Gene Ontology annotation, cellular component: endoplasmic reticulum. The transcript has 2 exons. NCBI's taxonomy places the organism in Eukaryota, Fungi, Ascomycota, Dothideomycetes, Mycosphaerellales, Teratosphaeriaceae. The coding region runs from base 1 to 1155 and encodes 384 amino acids. The record is from RefSeq and is a predicted model, not a curated record.
AUGAAGUUGUCGACAUCAGCGUUGCUGCCAGCGCUCUGCUGGACAGUCCGAUUGGCCUCCGCCGGCCAGGUCUACGUAUACGAUGCACCCAUGGACGAGAUGAGACCGGCCCAAGCCCUAUCGCCAGAGGUGGCGAGAUUAGUAUUGGCACAGAGAGCGGGAGUAGAAGACUACCAUGGUGCGGACUUGAAUGGGCGAGGUGCGGUGAAGGCCAUCAAUGAUUUCGGACGGCGGACAUCGCUUCUUGAUCAACCGACGGAGAGAAGACAGCAGGCUUUCAUACUACUGGAAGGUGUAGAGGCAUCUGAGCUCAACCUACCCAACCACAGCCAAACCUUCACCAUCACAUCGGAACCAGACGUCCGCGCCUCCCGUGGUCUCUGGGUCGACCUAGCAAAACAAGCCAGCCCCGCCACCCUCGGCAAAAAGGACGACGAUAGCGUGUAUGAGACAAUGGCGCAGUUCAGAGAAAUCCGCGAAGGAGAACCUCAUUUCUCCGUCUCCAACAGCGCGGAUAAGAUGCAAGACUGGAUCUCCGACCUCUUCGCCGCGCGCACCCACGACAUCGUCAUCUACUUCGCACCUUCUGAGAGCAAAGACCGCUCCGCUGGCACGAUGCAGCAGUGGGGCACCUACGAGAUGCCGGACACGCAAUCGCCUCUACACAAACGCUCCUCGCCACAGCAGGAAGCACCGCUCGAGGAAGAGACACACACCUCCUACCUCCCCGUCCAAUCCUCCACCGCCCCAAUCUCAUCCCUAGCCCAAUCCUCACCCCUCCCAGGCAUCCUCCCGGCCUGCUUCCCCUCCCAAUCCGCCUGCGAAACCGCGACCCGCAACUGCACCGGCCAUGGCCAGUGCCAGAAAUCCUACACCGACAAAUCAGCCGCCGACACCUCAAAAGCACGGAACUGUUAUUCCUGCUCCUGCUCGGCCUCGGUAUUGAAGGAGAACGGCAAGACCAAGACGACGUACUGGGGUGGUCCGGCGUGCCAGAAGAAGGAUGUCAGUGUCGAGUUCUGGAUGAUUGCGCUGUUUACUGUUUUCCUCAUUUUCCUGAUUGGGUUUGCGAUUGGGCAGGUCUGGGAAAUGGGGAGUGAGGAGCUGCCGAGUGUUAUCGGGGCCGGGGUCAGUGGGCCUGUUAAGAGGUCGUAG